AUGAUGGGGAGGGAGAACCUCUUGAGCUCUAAGAAGAAAGUCAGAUGGUUCCUCGUUAGGAGACUCUUCUUCGCCCAGCCUUGUCCCAGUCUCAGGAUCCCUUACAGGUUUUUAAACAAAGGUCACAUAGUUCCACCUGCACGAAGUGGUCAUCGGUGCGUUGCAGAUAAUGCGAAUCUCUAUGUAUUUGGAGGCUAUAAUCCUGACUAUGAGGAGUCAGGAGGACCCGAGAAUGAAGAUUACCCACUUUUCCGUGAGCUCUGGCAGUAUCAUUUUGCCUCUGGUACAUGGCAACAGAUGGGGACAGAAGGCUUCAUGCCCAGGGAGCUAGCAUCCAUGUCAGUUGUUUUGCAUGGUAAUAACUUGCUGGUGUUUGGUGGAACCGGAGUUCCCUUUGGUGAGAGCAGUGGGAACGAUGUCCAUGUGUGCAAUGUUAAAUACAAGCGAUGGGCUCUGCUCAACUGUCGAGGGAAGAAACCAAACCGCAUAUAUGGACAGGCUAUGGUGAUUAUAAACGGCUACCUGUACAUAUUUGGCGGGACGACUGGUUAUGUUUACAACACCGACUUGCACCGAUUAGACCUUACGGCGCGUGAAUGGAUACAACUCAAACCAAAUAAUCCUCCUAACGAUUUGCCAGAAGAAAGGUAUCGACAUGAAAUAGCUCACGAUGGACAGAGGAUAUACAUAUUAGGAGGUGGAACGUCCUGGAGAGCUUAUCCAUUAGAUAAGCUUGUUGUUUGUUUUUCCAGAUACAUGUAUUACUUAGAGACAAAUACAUGGGAGGAAAUACAAACCAAACCACAUGAGAGAAAAGGCUUUCCAGCAGCCAGGAGAUGCCAUAGCUGUGUACAAAUAGGACAUGAUGUAUAUAUAUGCGGUGGGUACAAUGGUGAACUAAUACUUGGAGACCUCUGGAAGCUCAGUUUACAGACUUUCCAAUGGACGAAACUCCCUGCAGAAAUGCCAGAACCAGCCUACUUCCACUGUGCAGCAGUCACCCCGGCUGGCUGUAUGUACGUGCAUGGUGGGGUAGUAAAUAUCCAUGAGAACAAACGGACUGAUUCACUCUAUAAAAUCUGGCUUGUGGUACCCAGCUUGUUUGAACUCUGCUGGGAGAAACUACUAAAGAGCUUCCCUCAACUAACACAAUUCUCCACAAUCCAGUUGCUAAAUCUCGGACUUACACAAGGACUUAUCGAGAGGUUGAAGUGACGAGCGCUACGCGGUUUCAGAUAGAAGUAUGGAGAGGGCACCGCUCUGCAAUAUGGUGAUGGGGCAGUGUUGGAGGAAGCUGCUGGGAAGAAUUCUCCUGAUCAAGGCCUUAUCUGCCAUAAGUGUUGGAUCCCUCAAUUAUUUUUAAACGCUCUUUAUUUUUGAAAAACGUCUAGUUACUUUGUCGUAUGACAUGAAGCAGACUGACCCUCCUCCCUGUCUUCCCUUUCCACUGCCCCCCCC
Molecule: messenger RNA, 1458 nt
Organism: Callorhinchus milii (elephant shark)
Lineage: Eukaryota; Metazoa; Chordata; Chondrichthyes; Chimaeriformes; Callorhinchidae
Product: kelch domain-containing protein 10-like
Exons: 10
Coding region: 1-1215 (404 amino acids)
Biological process (GO): positive regulation of stress-activated MAPK cascade
Molecular function (GO): protein binding
Source: RefSeq, a predicted model, not a curated record